This is a messenger RNA of Monodelphis domestica (gray short-tailed opossum), 5988 nucleotides long. It is a transcript of the gene RASD2, whose product is annotated as RASD family member 2. Lineage: Eukaryota; Metazoa; Chordata; Mammalia; Didelphimorphia; Didelphidae. Gene Ontology annotation, biological process: signal transduction. Gene Ontology annotation, molecular function: GTPase activity; GTP binding; G-protein beta-subunit binding. The record is from RefSeq and is a predicted model, not a curated record.
AUACCUGCCUUGGGUGAGCACUCACUGCUUGCCGCCCCUCAAUCCCGCUACUGCUCUGCCAGGGCAGACACACCCCCACUCUACUUCACCCCACCUUCCGAGUCCCCGGCUACGGGGCUUUCUUCGAGCUCUGGUCGGUCGUGGAAGAAGGCUUCGCCUGAGCCCAGCAGCACCUUCGGAGAGCACUUCCAUGGGGUUCAGGUCUCCGAAACCUUCGUACCCAUCUCAGUCCCACCAGGCUUGGCCAGCAGUGGGGAGCUCCCGCAGCCAGUGACUUGGGACAAGUUCGAGAUCGGCCCAAUCGCCAGCUAUCCCUCAGCCUCUAACAAGGCUACAAGGCAAAUCGCUGUGGCUGCAUCAGGGGGUCGGGACUGCCCCCUCCACACCCAGCCCCAAGCGAUGAUGAAGACGACGUCCAGUGGGAACUGUGCACUCAGUGUGCCGGCCAAGAACUCCUACCGCAUGGUAGUCUUAGGGGCCUCCAGAGUGGGCAAGAGCUCCAUCGUCUCUCGCUUCCUCAAUGGCCGUUUCGAAGACCAAUAUACACCCACCAUUGAGGACUUCCAUCGGAAGGUCUACAACAUCCGAGGGGAUAUGUACCAGCUUGAUAUAUUGGACACAUCAGGCAACCACCCCUUCCCAGCCAUGCGGAGGCUGUCCAUCCUUACAGGAGAUGUCUUCAUCCUUGUGUUCAGCCUGGAUAACCGAGAGUCCUUUGACGAAGUCAAACGUCUCCAGAAGCAGAUCUUGGAAGUCAAGUCCUGCCUGAAGAACAAGACCAAGGAGGCAGCUGACCUGCCCAUGGUGAUCUGUGGCAACAAGAAUGACCAUGGGGAAGUAUACCGCCAGGUCCCCACCGAUGAAGCUGAGCUCUUGGUCUCUGGUGAUGAGAACUGUGCCUACUUUGAAGUGUCAGCCAAGAAGAACACCAACGUAGAUGAGAUGUUCUACGUGCUCUUCAGCAUGGCCAAGCUUCCCCAUGAGAUGAGCCCAGCCUUGCACCGUAAGAUCUCUGUUCAGUAUGGAGAUGCCUUCCACCAGAAAUCCUUCUGCAUGCGCAGGGUAAAGGAGAUGGAUGCCUAUGGGAUGAUCUCCCCAUUUGCCCGCCGGCCCAGUGUCAAUAGUGACCUCAAAUACAUCAAGGCCAAAGUCUUGCGGGAGGGCCAAGCCCGAGAGAGGGAGAAAUGCACCAUCCAGUAAGAAGAGUGUUGUAGGGAAGGAGGCUCACCCCAGCAGUGCCUUAAGGGACAUGGCUCUGGAGAAGGUCCCCAGCCAAGCCUGGGAGGAAUGAGGGUACUGGGCAGCAGUGCUGCUCUUUCUCCCUUGCAUCUGGGAGCCCAAUUGCACUGGACACCAAGGCAGCAGCCCCUUGGGCUCUGUAAAUAGUUCUGGGUCUUCUCUGCUGCCUCCCCUCUCCUCGUUGAUUCUCCCUGUCUCUUACUGGGAUAACUGACUCCCUGCACCUGGUAGGAGAAUGUCUCUCUGCCAAGGAGACAGAUGAGAGAUCUCAGUUGGGGUGAAUGUGAGCCAGAGCUUUCAUCUUCUGGAGGAUGACACCUCAUCAGUCGGAGUUCAGAAGGGGCAGGAGGCAGAAUCACAAAGCCUUUCUCCAGGACUCAAUCCAACUGAACCUCUGAACUCAUCUUGUGGGUCACUGUCUCUUGGGUGAGGACUGGACUGGGCAUUGGGUCUGGGGUCUUUGAGCCGUGUUGCAGUCCUCUGCUUGGGGGAGGGCUGCUCUGAGCAGGAGGGAGGUGACACAUAGCUCUCCCAUGAAUUUGUGUCCUUAUUUUCUGCUGUUGAUUUUUUUCCUCUCCUGCGGAUGCCCUCUUCCCCCACUCCCCAACCAAAGUAGACUCAGUGGUGUUCAUGUGUUUGAUAUGGUGUGUUUGAUGUACCAAGAAUUUCUCUUCUUAAGCUCCUUGUUUUAUCAUUUGUCCUUAUUCUCAUGGCCAUUGUCCCUUGAAUGUGGACAGAAAUAGAUACCCAAACCACUGGACCAUCCUAAGGAGGCCUGUGCCAUCAUUCUUAGCCAGCCCAUCUGCCACCUGUUCCCUUUAGGGAGCAGGGAACGCCUUCCCCAACAGCCCAUAUUUACCACCUGCCCUUCUGUCCCCUCCUUGCAGAAGCACCCAGCCUGACUCCUGAUUUCUCCCCUCACUGGCAGUGACCUUGGGCAGCCUUCCUUUGAUCUCACAGGCUCAUCUGAUCAGUAAAAAGCAUCUGAGCCUUUUCAUAUUUGGGAGAAGGAAGGAAAGAGAGUAGAAUCUUGAGCUUAAGCUAGGACCCAGGGCUAGCGGCAAGAAUAGGGAAUGCAGAAUCAGAAAAACUAAUUUGAAUCCCAGCUCUGCCUUGUACUGCCUGUAUGACCUAGGACUGGCCAUUUUGGCUCUCUGCACCUCAGUUUCCCCUUCUGUAAAAUGAUGGGGUCAGAUUGGAUGGCCUCUGAAAUCCCUUAUAGCCAAGAAUUUAAAAAAUAAUAACUUCUCAUCCUGUAGUAAUUGAAGGUUUGCAAAAUGCUCCCCCAGUGAAGGGGAAAAAAGUGGGAGGUGAAUGUUGUUAUACCCAUUUUGCAAAUGAGAAAGCUGAGAUUCAGAGUGGGCAAAUGACUUGGCUGGCCUAUAAAUGGCAAAGCAUAGAAAUAAACCUAGGUCUUCCGACCAUAACCCCUGGAAGAACAUCAUCUCCACAAUCCACAUUUUGUUAUAAUGGAUGGGAUCUAUGGUACCCCAAUGAGGCCAUGGGGAGUGAGAUUAACUCACAAAUUUGUGGCAUAGGGAGGUUCUUUAUAAUUGGAUCUCAUUGUAUUCCACAAACACCUGAAGCUCCAUAGAUCAUGGAUUUGGAGAAUUAUAAAGCUGAAGGAUCAUCUAGUCCAACCCUCUCAUUUUUCAGAUGGGAAAACUGAGGCUGACAAAAUACCUCCCAUUUCUCUAGUAUUUUAAGGUUUUCAAAAUAUUCUCUUGAUGAAUUUGGUAAAGCUGGACAAGUUUUUUUUUUAAUCUUCAUCUUACAAAUGAGAAAACUAAAACUCAGUGAAAUGAGAUGAUUUAUCCAUAGCCACAAGGUAGAGUAUGUCGGAGCUGAGGUUCAAACCCAGAUACCCCAACUCCCAAUAAAGAGAGGAAUCAAGGAUCUAGCUCAGGUUGAGGAAAGCAGCUGGAUUUGGAAUCAGAGGACAUCAUUUCAAAUCUUUGUUUGAUACUUUAUAGCCUUGUGAGCUGGGGGAGUAAUUUAACUUCUUUGGGCCUCGGUUUCCCUGCAUACAAAAUGAGAGGGUUGGAUUAGGUAACUUGUAAAUAUAUGAUCCUAUGAUCCAAAUCCAGUGCUCUUUCCAUUUUCCUGUGCUUUCUGGCUGAGAGGUGAAGGGGGAGGGGGAGUUAGUGGCAACGACAGGUUUAGAACCAAGCUUUCCCCACCUGCCUCCCAGGUGCUCUCCAACCCAGGGAGGGAGAAGAGGAGUGGGAAGUAAGUUCUUUUGAAACCCUCCCCUGCUCUUAGAUUCAAUCCUAAGUAUUGGUUCUAAAGCAGAGGAAUUGCAAGGGCUAGGCAAUUGGAGUUAAGCUACUUACCCAGGGUCACCCAGCUAGGACUCUGUCUGAGGCCAGAUCUGAACCCAGGACCUCCUGUCUCUAGGCCUGGCUUUCUAUCCACUCUAUCUAACAGGGAGGUAAAUGAUAUGAUUCCCAUUUUGCAGAUGAGAGCCCUGGACCUCAGAGAUGCAGAAAAAUGUAACUGGGAUCAUUAACAUGGAAUCAGCCAGUAACAGGUGAAUCUGAGAACUGAACCUAGGUCUUCUGGUCAGAAACGGUGGGGCUCUGUCCAGAACACCGUCUCUAAGAAGACCCUGCAUCGUGUCAUAAUAGGACUUGGAUCUGGAAGAGACCUCUGAGCUUGAGUCCAACCCCUUAAUUUUACAGAUGAGAAAACUGAGCCCCAAAUCACAUAGAUAGAAGCAUCAGAGGGAGGAUUGGAACCCAUGUCUUCUGAUUCUAGAGAAGUAGGAUUCAUGGGUUCUCAAGCUAGAGAAUAGAUUGUAUAUUAGUCCUAUUUUGCAGAUGAGGAAACUGAGGUACAGAGUUUAAGUGACUUGACCAAAACCAUGAAGAUAAGUAGGAGAACCAAAUCUUUUGGCACCAAGUUGGAAGAUGUUUGCAGUGCACAAAGUUUCCUCCCAUCUACAUGUCUGUAUAAAUGGCCUGUAAAAGUAGGGCAUUUUCUUCAUACACACACACACACGCAUGUACAUAUAUAUGAAUGUAUAUGAUGUAUGUACAAACUGAACUGGAGAGGUCCGGGAACCCUUUGGGGCCAUCCCUGUGUACAUUUUGCUCACAUUUGGUGCCUCAUCCUCUGCUCCUAGGCAUCUCUGUCCCCGGUGUGGCCAGGUGAGUUCUCUGAGACGUAGCUCCCCUAAGUGCUCUCUUCGUUGUGAUUUCAGAGCCUUGGCGGUCAGAGGCAACAGGAUGGGGACGAGUCCACUCCUUCCCCAGCCUCCUUCCUCUCCCAUGUGGUCCCAGAUCUGUGGGCUGAUUGAGAAGUCAUCAGCUGAGAGCUGCCAGUGGAGCCCAGGGCCAUCUAGGCUGAUCCUCUUAUUAUCCAAGGGAUGUAAGUGAGGCUCACAGUGGGGGAGAGGCCAGAGGCACAGGAGGCAAGUGGGGAGUCAGUCAGGAUUCGAACUCCAGGUCCCACUCGCACUGGGACUGGGUAAGCCUUAGUGUCUCGCGUGACUGCUUUCAGAGGCGUGAUGGAUGGAUCUGCAAAGAAAUGCCCACUUGCCCUCGAAUCUAUCUAUGAAAUUCCCUGCACUUGCAACAAUCGUAAGAACAGCUCUUUCUAUGGCUCUGUCAGCUGGGAAAGUCUGUUUCCUUAGAACAAGUCUGUGAGGUAAGCAGAACAAAUUUUAAAGUGUCAAAUGAGUCCAUUUUACAGAUGAGAAAACAGCCUCAUGGAAAUGAAGAGCCUUGACUGCAUAACCAUAGUCAGGGGGAGCUGGACCCGAACUGGAACCAAGGGACUCCGACCAAGAUCCAAGGCUCUGUCCACAUCCUUGUCCUGCCCCUGCUUGCACCCUGGCCCCCUGCCUUCUCUGCCAGCUCUUCCAAGGAGUCUCCCUGGAGUUUCUCAGCUGCCCGCACUCCCUACCCCACACACACACCCUUCUCCAGUUCCCCCAGUGUACAUAUGUCCGAUGGAGAAUUAAAGCCAGCUUCUUUACCAAACUGUCCUCCCAGCUCCAGGCAAGGCUUCUCCUUUGGACCUCAAAUACAACAGAAGUCAGGGAAACUGGCAAGGGAACGUCCAUGAGCAAAAUCACACUCCUAAGGACGGUAACAUUGUUCAAAGUCAUAUUUCUAGGAAUAUUCUUACUGGAGUUUCAUGCUAUUCAUUAUUAAGGAUGCUCUUAAGUGUUAUGAAUACUAUUCAUGAGGAUUAAGAAUGUGAUUAAUAGUCAUAGUUCUUAGUAAUGUUCUUAAUGCUAAAGACCUUCCCCAGCCUGAGAAUGGGGUCAUCCGAGGCUGGAGGAGAUCGCAGAGGGCAUCUAGUUCCACCUUGUCAUUUUACAAACGGGGAAACUGAGGCCCAGGGAAGUGAAGAGAUUUGCCUGAAGCCUCAUGAGUCAUAAGGGUCAGAGACAGGAUUGGAAUGUAGCUCUCCUGACUCAGCACAUUAUCUGCUGUCCUACUCUCCCUUCCCACUCCUCCUCCUCUCUCCCCAUUGUGCUGGUGGUGUUCCUUUCUAACUUUCUUGUCCUGUCUAUCAGUGCUUAAGCUGAUUAGACAUUAAGGUUCCAAGGAUGAGCUUGGCUGUCAGCCCCCUGUGCUGGUGGUGGCCAUGGUGGACACCGAGUUAGUUCUUUGUUGUAUGUGUGAUAUGUACCACCACCAUAGACUGUCAGCCCCUUGAGGGCAGGGAACCAGUCUGCCUGUGUGCUCUGUAUAGCGCCUAGCCCUGUUGUGAGGGUUCUCAAUAAAUAUUGGACAGCAA